Molecule: messenger RNA, 2141 nt
Organism: Sesamum indicum (sesame)
Lineage: Eukaryota; Viridiplantae; Streptophyta; Magnoliopsida; Lamiales; Pedaliaceae
Source: RefSeq, a predicted model, not a curated record
GCCGCUUCUUCUAAGGCUGCUGCGGCUGAGAACGGUAGCAAAGUCGAUAGUUUGGCUAGUGGGGUCGCUGAUCUUCAGAUAUCUGAUCGGACAUGUACCGGGGUGCUCUGUUCCCAUCCCUUGUCUAGAGAUAUUCGGAUAGAAUCUCUUUCACUCACUUUCCAUGGUCAUGAUCUAAUAGUUGACUCUGAACUGGAACUUAAUUAUGGCAGACGCUAUGGUUUGCUUGGUCUAAAUGGCUGUGGGAAGUCUACUCUUCUUGCUGCUAUAGGCUGCCGAGAGCUUCCAAUUCCAGAACACAUGGAUAUUUACCACCUUUCAAGAGAGAUUGAAGCUUCUGAUAUGUCUUCACUUGAGGCUGUUAUAAGUUGUGAUGAGGAAAGGCUGAAAUUGGAAAAAGAAGCUGAAGCAUUGGCUGGACAGGACGAUGGUGGUGGAGAACAACUUGAUCGCAUUUAUGAACGUUUGGAAGCAAUGGAUGCAGCGACUGCUGAGAAGCGAGCUGCUGAGAUCUUAUUUGGUCUUGGCUUUAACAAAAAAAUGCAAGAGAAGAAAACAAAGGACUUUUCUGGUGGCUGGAGAAUGAGGAUUGCUUUAGCAAGAGCCCUUUUCAUGAAUCCAACCGUAUUGUUGCUUGAUGAACCUACGAAUCAUCUUGACUUGGAGGCUUGCGUCUGGUUGGAGGAAACGUUGAAAAAAUUUGAUCGAAUUCUUGUGGUGGUUUCACAUUCCCAGGAUUUUCUGAAUGGAGUCUGUACCAACAUCAUCCAUAUGCAGAACAAGAAGUUAAAGCUUUACACUGGUAAUUAUGACCAAUAUGUCCAAACCCGUGCUGAACUUGAAGAGAACCAGAUGAAGCAAUAUAAGUGGGAGCAGGAGCAGAUAGCUUCGAUGAAGGAAUAUAUUGCACGUUUUGGACAUGGAUCUGCAAAGCUAGCCCGUCAGGCUCAGAGUAAGGAAAAAACUUUGGCAAAGAUGGAGCGUGGUGGGCUCACAGAGAAGGUGGUCAGGGAUAAGGUUCUUGUUUUCCGAUUUCAUGAUGUGGGAAAGCUCCCUCCUCCUGUUCUUCAGUUUGUGGAAGUGAAAUUUGGCUACACCCCAGAUAAUCUUAUUUACAAGAACCUUGAUUUUGGCGUGGACCUUGAUUCAAGAGUAGCCCUGGUUGGACCCAAUGGUGCUGGAAAAAGUACCCUGCUGAAGCUGAUGACGGGGGAUUUAGUUCCUCUGGAUGGCAUGGUUCGGCGCCACAAUCAUUUGAGAAUUGCUCAGUUCCAUCAGCAUUUGACCGAGAAACUUGACCUGGAAAUGUCUGCUCUGCAGUUUAUGCUGAAAGAGUACCCUGGAAAUGAAGAAGAGAAGAUGAGAGCUGCAGUUGGGAAGUUUGGUCUUAGCGGAAAAGCUCAAGUGAUGCCUAUGAAGAACUUGUCUGACGGACAAAGAAGUCGUGUGAUCUUUGCAUGGCUAGCUUGGAGGCAGCCACACAUGCUGCUGUUGGAUGAGCCGACUAACCAUUUGGAUAUUGAGACAAUUGACUCGCUUGCUGAGGCAUUGAAUGAAUGGGAUGGUGGCUUGGUUCUUGUGAGUCACGAUUUUAGGCUUAUAAACCAGGUGGCCCAAGAGAUAUGGGUAUGUGAGAAUCAGUCUGUAACUAGGUGGGAGGGUGACAUUAUGGACUUCAAGGAGCACUUGAAGGUAAAGGCUGGUUUGUCCAACUGAAGCAGAUACAAUAUGAGCAUGGAGGCACUGCUCCUGGCUCUAGCUUCUGUUGCAACUGGGCCAGAAGAUUGUCUGUUGUUCUAUUCAGCGCGCUGUGUUGAAAGCUGAUGAGUGCAGGUGACUCUGCUGGGCGUUUAGGAUGAAAAUGCUGGUUCAAGUCCCCUUUGUAGGAUUGAAGUCGGAGUUGAUGCCUGAGUUACAUAUUAUAUGGAUGUUGCUAGAUCCUUAAACUUGCUGCCACUGGUUGCAUCCAGGGCCAGAGUGGGCAGGUUUUAAUGAAUCCCUAUUUGCUAUAUUUUUAUAUAAAUUUGAUGUUGUACUAGAGUAUCUUAUGGUCUUGGAACCAUUAUUCUAUCUAGUAUCUUUGAAUAAUCUAGAUUCGAUUUGAUUUAAAGGACUGCAACAGUUUAUGACACUAGGUUAAA